Danio aesculapii is the source of this 8271-nucleotide messenger RNA. It is a transcript of the gene thrab, whose product is annotated as thyroid hormone receptor alpha b. The record is from RefSeq and is a predicted model, not a curated record. Bases 545 to 1774 code for a protein of 409 amino acids. Gene Ontology annotation, biological process: positive regulation of transcription by RNA polymerase II; negative regulation of transcription by RNA polymerase II; thyroid hormone receptor signaling pathway. The transcript is spliced from 10 exons. Gene Ontology annotation, molecular function: RNA polymerase II cis-regulatory region sequence-specific DNA binding; zinc ion binding; nuclear receptor activity. Lineage: Eukaryota; Metazoa; Chordata; Actinopteri; Cypriniformes; Danionidae.
AUCCCUGUCGUGGCAGCACGGGGUCUAGGCAGAGGACUUUUCUCCCCUAAAACUAAGGGGAAAACCCACCACCGAGAUCCCAGUGCGCGUCCUAAAGAGCAAACGGAGGGCUUUGGGAGGAGGAAACAGUAGUUUGAAGGCACGCUGCGGUGGGAUCGGCUGACUGUGUGCACUAGUGUCUCUCCACACUUGCACUGGAUACACGAAGCAGGACGUUUUCACUUAUCUACCACUGGCAGGAUCCCCGCGAUCUCCCCAAAACCCCGCCAAACAUCCAGUCGGACAGCGGCCUGUAGUUCCAGUCAUCCCAGGCCUGCGGACAUCAGUAAACUGAAGCAAAGCACAACAGCACACUGAGCUCAUCUCAUAUUGUGUCACUGGCCAUCUGUGUUUGAGAGUGAGGCGGGCCUGGUUUGUGAGCGUCGCUCCACAGAGCCGUCCCAUGACUGUCUGACUCAUCACAACCCGCGAAUGACAGGCGUGCAUUCGAGGGUGGGGCCCGCCUCAGUCUCACAUGAUUGGCUGCUGGAUGGAAAUAAGGUGAAUGGAACACAUGCCCAAGGAGCAGGACCCAAAUCAAUCAGAGGGAGAAGAGAAAAGGUGGCUCGAUGGCCCGAAAAGGAAGAGAAAGAACAGCCAGUGUUCGGUGAAGAGCAUGUCAGGGUACAUCCCCAGCUAUCUGGAGAAGGAUGAGCCGUGUGUGGUGUGUGGAGACAAAGCUACCGGCUAUCACUACCGGUGCAUCACCUGCGAGGGCUGUAAGGGAUUUUUCAGGCGCACCAUCCAGAAAAACCUUCACCCUUCUUACUCCUGCAAGUACGAUGGCUGCUGCAUUAUUGACAAGAUUACCCGCAACCAGUGCCAGCUGUGCCGCUUCAAGAAAUGCAUCGCUGUGGGAAUGGCCAUGGAUUUGGUACUGGACGACAGCAAACGUGUUGCGAAGCGGCGCUUAAUUGAGGAGAACCGUGAGAAGAGGAAGAAGGAGGAGAUGGUAAAGACUCUGCAGAAUCGGCCAGAACCCACCAGCUCAGAGUGGGAGCUGAUCCGUGUCGUGACAGAAGCGCAUCGCCACACCAAUGCACAGGGCUCGCACUGGAAACAGAAGCGCAAGUUCCUGCCAGAGGAUAUCGGACAGUCUCCGGUGGCCCCCACAUCAGAUGGAGACAAAGUGGAUUUGGAGGCCUUCAGUGAGUUCACCAAGAUCAUCACCCCAGCCAUCACACGCGUCGUCGACUUUGCCAAAAAACUGCCCAUGUUUUCAGAGCUGCCUUGUGAGGAUCAGAUCAUCUUGCUGAAGGGCUGCUGUAUGGAGAUCAUGUCUCUGCGUGCUGCAGUUCGCUAUGACCCAGAAAGCGAGACCUUGACCCUGAGCGGAGAAAUGGCUGUCAAACGAGAGCAGCUGAAGAAUGGAGGGCUGGGCGUUGUGUCUGAUGCCAUCUUCGACUUGGGCAAGAGUCUGGCGCAGUUCAACCUGGAUGACACAGAAGUGGCGCUUCUGCAGGCUGUACUGCUCAUGAGCUCAGAUCGGACAGGUCUGACGUGCGUGGAGAAGAUCGAGAAGUGCCAGGAGAUGUACCUCUUAGCAUUUGAACACUACAUCAACUAUCGCAAGCACAACAUUCCUCAUUUCUGGCCCAAGCUGCUGAUGAAGGUGACGGACCUGCGGAUGAUCGGAGCCUGCCACGCCAGUCGCUUCCUGCACAUGAAGGUGGAAUGCCCCACUGAACUCUUUCCCCCACUUUUCCUGGAGGUCUUCGAGGAUCAGGACGUGUGACGUCCCGGCGAACUGCGGCAAGAGAAUCAGGAACGUUUCGUAACCGUGUUCCACAAGUCGUGUCACCCCCUUCCACGCACCAAACUCACCAGCAGCAAUUGCAUUGGCAGGGGUCACCUUCAGAAAGGCUUUCUUAUGGGGGUUCAACAACUCUUUGUGUUAGUUUUUUGGCUUUUCACAGAAAACUCAGCCCCUCCCUCAUCCACUAAACUCCCACGUGUGGCCCUUCUGUCUCGGCAUGAUGUCUUAUACUGGUUAACCAACACCUUAGGCACAGGAUAUACAUCUACACAUACACACACACUGUUAUAAGUGUGCUUACAGAUGCAGUACUUGCACGUCUCGAGUCUUCUGAUGAGCUUGUAUGCAUUUGUACAGACUGCACUACUGUCAUGCCACCACUGGAGGUGCCCUCUGCUUAGACUGGAUGGCAGCUGGCUUAUAGAUUCCUCCACCAGGUUGUGCAGUGGUCAGCUAAUUUCAUAGAGUUCUUGUGAUAUUAACUGUCGAUAUCUCAUGCUCAAACGCCGUAGUUAUGUCACUUUUUUGAACAGACCUCAUGAUUCUCUUUGACAUUGAGCCUGUGUGCGGAGCGGGAGGACAUUUUUGAUACCAAAUCAGGUGCUAUAUUUAAAUAAAGCUACUCAAAAUGAUUUGGGACCUUUCAAGAAUAUGCCCCCCUCCCUUCUCUGUAGGACACUGACCGUUUGAAAGCUCUCGGUCAGCAAUCUAGUGCUUGUUCAGGGGUGCCUCUUACAGUACAGAUGCUGUGUGUGGUUUGUUCUUGCUCUGGUCUAGGCUUAUCUGUGGGCUCUGCGAGUCCCUGUUUGUCCUAGGAAAGUCACACUGAGAGACAGAAUAGAGGCACCCCUACACCUCCGAUAUGCACUGAUUGGUGUUUUACAGGUGUUGGGAGGGAGCCAGUAUUACAGUACUCCCAUACCCAGCACACACACACACACACACACACACAAAAUACUAAAACACACACCUCAAAACUCGAAUGCCUCAUUUUUACUGUAUGCACUGCAGUGCUGUAGUUCUGGACUCCGAUGCAGGGCUUUGAGAGUUCAGUCCAGCUCAUCUGUGCUCUGCUCAGAUGCUACUGUUGCCCGGUCUGUGCGAGCACACGCGCACACUCCUGACGGGCCAUGGUGGACUGGCUGUCGUCAAUGUUUUUUCUUUGUGUUGUUUUUUGUUUUACCUCAAAUGUGGGCACACCUCCGGCUGGCUGUGGCUCCAAGACUGCCUCUGUGCUGACAGGUUCUACCUCACCUCUGGACACGGGGCAGCUACCCUCAGCCACAUACAUAUUUACAUUUACACACACCUACACACACACACUAACAGCCAGGAAAGAAACACUCACUUUCUUCUCAGUUACGUUGAAAUACCACUGCAGACAGGAGGGCCUGCCAUUCCUCAUUGUAGCCUGUCAGAUUUCUGCAAGGUCUUCUUCACUUUGGGCUGAGAGAGAAAAAAAACUAUUCUGGAUGAGCUUUUUUAUUUCUUGUUUUUUUUUUCAUGUGGGACCAAGUGUCACUUCGAUUUCCGUCAAAACGGAAGCUAGUUACCGUACAUGCCGCUGACUAGGCUGAGGAGCCGUGGAGAGAACUACAGAUGAAGGACCCGAGGUGGCCAGGCCUAGAACAAAUGGGUCAAUUGCUGUUUAAUUUUCAAUACCAAGCAGUAAUUUGCAACUCAGAUCAAGGUGUCGACUGGUUUCUUCAAGGUGGGGCAGGGGAUGCGGGGGAAGCUAGCAGCUGAAUGAGAGCACUUAGCUUUGAAAGAGCCAAAUCUUCAGAGACGAUUCAACCCCCUGACACCUUUUAAGGAGUUAUUGCACUAAAGCAUGAUGGCCCCCUCCACCCCGCUCCUCCAGCUCAGUCGCAUGUUUUCUGAGGACACACCCCCAACCUCUCUGUCAAACAGAGGCCACACCUCCAUAUGCUCCUGAACACACCCUCACAGUCAGUAUUAAGUCAAGCAAAGUCCCAUGUUCUUUCUCAUUAACCAACGACAUAACACUCAGAAAAGUUCAUGAACAGAUCGACGUGUCCCCACCCCUUCAAAGCCAGAGGUGGCUUAAGAUGAACACCCAACAGAAACGGGCCUUUUCUUUGUGAGACAAAGGAGUGGCCAAAGCCAUGCAAAAAGUGGCAGCACCGAAUGAAUGUGAACGAGGAGCGGCAGAGUGAACGAGAGCCAGACCGAGGAGUUGCUCUAUAAUGAGGUCGCAAAGGAAGGCAGCCAAUCAGAAUGAGAGGAACUGUCAGCAUUCCCAUAUGGAUUACGAGUGAGGCCUCAGUGGUUCCGAUUGGCGGAUCGAGUGAAUGCAGGGGUUUCGAUGCUGCUUUAUCUUCUAAUUUUAUUUUAAAGAGAUAGAAAACAAACAAACAAACAAAAAUAUAUGAUAAAAGAAUCACAAACCCAUAAAACAAAUAAAAAAAUGACUCCAGAACAAAGAAUUCAAAUCUCGGAGCUUGAGCUGUUUGUUUCUUUCUUUUUCGUUUUUCUUUUUUAUUAUUAUUAUUUGAACUGAAAUGUGUGUUUGUUUUCAAUGCUUAACUGCUCUAUGUAAGAGAGAAAAACAACAGCCGUAGUCACUUUUUUGACCAAGCGUGCAGUGUAAACUAGAGAAUUUCACCUCUUUUUCACCUCACUAUAGAUUGUAAUGAUAAGUUGACUCCUCUGUUUGUCUGUGUAUCUGUCCUUCGUCUUUUUAUCAAGAGGAAUUUACAACAAGAAACAGGAAUAUUUUCUUUUUUAUAUUUUGUUUUCUUUUUUUAUGAAAGACUUUAAAAAAAAUUGAGAAAUAAUGCAACAUAAACUGAAAAAAACGAACUGAAACACAAUCUACUCAUACCUCACACAACACAAAGCUUAAAUGAACUUGGGAGGAGUGUUGAUCUGCGUUGGCACUUGUGUCAAAGUGUGUCCAGUGCAUGUGUUGAACUGUACGAUGGGGUGUAUGUGCGCGUAAGCGUUCAUGUGAUCGCGGAAGCACACGGCCCCCUCCUUUGGCUUCCAAAGCCCAUCUGUUUCAGAUUUGCACCAGUUGCAUGCAUUAGUCUGUGAACGGCGUUGCCUUCGCUGACGCGACAGGCCAUAAUGGGAGUGGACGGGAUGUGGUGUGGCUAGAAGGCUGGAAAGGGAGUCGUGUGCAUCUGUGACAGCAGAGAGUGCUUCAUGGUGUUGAAUGUAGCUGACAGGACUGGGCUGGAUCCAAGCCCAGGAACUAGAACCUCACUUCAGGUCACCAGCAAGAGUGGACAGUGCUGUCAAAAAGAUGUUACACAAACAGCUUACUAAGCGUAUAUAUUGCCCGCCUUCAAGGUGCAAUACUUGUGUUUUUUUUUCUUUCUUUUUUGUACUUUUACAGAUUUUUUGGCCAUAACCAAGGAUGUAAAUACAAAAUGAAAAGAUAUUGAAAGAUUAAAUCACUAUGUGUUAUCCAUAUGCAAGCUGGAUGUCGAGGCCAGAACGCAGCCCCUGCGCCCAUCGUUUUUGUAAAGUAAAACUGCUAUCGUAGCUCUGUAAAUGCUUCACACAUCUGUACAUGUGCUUUUGUGCACUUGCAAACGUGCAUGUUCGAUAAUGAUAUGAAGAAACGCCCCAUGAAAUUAACUGUCCAACCAUGUGCGCCCGCAACCCUUAGCCUCGCACUCAAACCGCUCUUUCUAACAGGGUAGCCAGACUUACCUUUAUUCAGUCAGAUUGCUGGUAGAGAUGUAGGCGGGUAUGGUCUGCUACCCAGAAGCACUUAGCUGGCCUCGCCACUGCCAAUCAGAUUCCUCAAAGGAGAACAGUAGAUACUGGUUUUGUUUAGCUUUGGUGGUGGUCUUGUUUGGUUUCUUGCCCUUUUUUGUGUUAUGUAAUAUAUAUAUAUAUAUAUUUUUUUUUUUUUGGAAAAAUCUAAAACGCCCAGAACCAAGAAUGUCUAUGCAAUGCUCAACCACCUGAUAGCAUGAUUGCUGUGUCAGCAAGCCCUCAUUAGCAAAUAUGUCUCUUUCUAAACACAUCCCACUCCCCCACCCCACCCUACCCCUAAAAAAAAACCCAUCCACCGCAACUGCAUGAGCUGUUUUGUCUGUUCAUCAGUCAGUGUCAUAGUCAAGGGAAGGAAGGCCUUUACUGUUGCCUAAUACAUGCUUUGUUAAACCUCCCGAACAUACAGUAAGAGGUCACUAGUUCAACUUUCCUCUGACUCCAAUGAUGUCAAUUGCUGUCGAUUCGUGUUUUAAUGUAUGAUGUACGUGUUUGCAUCAAAUGCUCUCAUGGUUCGGUGGAUUGGUACUACCUAGAAUGCCACUGCAUACAAACAAAAUGAAAAUUUGCUUUGAAGACGCCUCAGCAUUUGUGAAUGAAACAUCAUUACCAUACUUUUGUAAGCCAGGAAAUGCUUUCUCUCCCCUUUUACUGUCACUUCCUGUCAGAUAAGGUCCCUCAGACUUAAAACCCAAGUUUGUCUUUUAAGAUAAAAUACAGAUUGAAAUAAUUAUAAGGCUAUUUAGGGCUGCACGAUAAAACACAUGCGAUUGUCAUUCGCAAUUGUCAGUAAGGCCGACUUUGUGAUCAGCUGUAAAUCUCCAGCAAAGCUUACCAAAAUAUCGUCAAAUCGCAAAUAACCACUUUUUUAGUGAACAAUGACCCUGUGUUGUAAAUGUUGCUAAUUUUACACCUGAAGGCAUGUGCAAAUAACACAUAUUAGGGCUGCAUGAUAUUGGAAAAAUCUAACAUUGUGAUAUUUUUUUUUAUUUAGCGAUAAUAAUAAUAAUUCCUUACAUUUAAAUGAAAUUUCUCAAUCAAGAAAAAGAUACUGAAAUAAAGUGCUUUAUUGUUUUCAUAGUCUAACAGUAUUCAAGUACAGUAAUUAAAUGGUAAAAAUAAAAUAAAAAUUAUUAAAAUGAAUCGUUGUUAAUGUCACAAAUGGUACAAUUUAUUAUGCCUGAAUGCUUUAGAAUCCAUCAAAAACACAUUCAAAUGAUAUAAUCAUAUAAUACAAACUCAACAUUGCAUAUCCUGCGAUGUGCCUAUUGCGAAUGAUCACAUUGUGGUUAGGCAUUGGCCGGUAUAAGUUUCUGACAAGAUAAUAACUUUGGAUAAAAAUAGCAUAGUUUCACAGUAUCACGGUAUUGUGGUUACUGCUCUAAAAUAAGUUAUUUUUAAAGGUCUGGGUGAAAAAAAAACUUUUCCCCAUUGAACACAAAAUAUUUUUAAAAAUUAUUUAAGAAAUAUUUAUAGUAUUUUAGAACAGUAAACAUGUCAGGCUAAAUAGUUAAAACAAAUAAUUGAUUUCUGCUCUCUUCAUUAGUUUCAAAAACACAGAUUUUUUUUUACAACAAAUAAAAAAUGCAUUAAAAAAAUCAUACAUAUACCUUAGAAAAUGGUGUAACAGAACAUUUUAGCGGUAUUAAAACCUUGGCUUUUUCAAACAAUGGGAAACCUUGAAACUGGUUAUCGUCCCAUGCCUAAUUAUGAUAUCGAUGCUGAAACGAUAGAUUGUGCAGCUCUACCACAUAUAAUGACAAUUUUACUCCAAACUCUGCUGAGCCAUAACUUUAUUUCAGCCGAGCAUUUGAAAUAAUCUGUACACAAAAUAAGGCACGCAAAAUUAUUCAUAGCAUUCUAAGCAGUCCUACGACAUAGCAUCAUUACAUACUUUAUUAUCAAGAACAUUAACAGCAACAUUAACAACAACUGAGAUAAAACACGUUGUUGUAAUCGUGUGUUUAUAUUCCCAUUGAAUCAAUGAAAGCAGUUCAGUUAAAGCAGAAUAAAUUAAAUCUGUUUAUUCUCCAACCGCUCUAAAGGUUUCCUGGGUUUUUUCAGUAUAUAUUUGACCCUCUGGCCUUCGGAGGAGGUUUACUACUGAUCACAUCCCAGUAGUUUCCACACAUGAUGUGCAAGGCAAUCAUAGCUUUUGAAAAAUUACAAAUGCGAUAUUUAUGUUGAUUUAUCAUUUAGCCCUAAGGCCAUUUGUAGACUGAUUUGACCAAAAAGGUGCUAUUAAAACCUGUCACCUGAUGACUAAUGUCAUUUUGAGGCAGGCUUUCAUUACAUCAUCAUAGCCCAGCCAAUAGCAGAAGAGGGGAGUUUUUUGGGAAUCCGCAGUUCCAUAUAAUAGUCAGACGUUUCACACUUCGGCUUUAAUAGACUCGAGAGAACUGUAAAUGCAAUACUUUUUGAAUUUGAUUGGCCACCCUAAGCACUGUGAUGUCAAAGCCCUCAAUUUCGCUGUUUCCUUUGAAGUUCGAUGUGAGUUAUCUUGAUUUGAUUUGACUGUGUCCAUGAAUAUGUUCAUGAGGGGAAAUACACCCAGCCAUGAGAGUGUAAGCAGAGAGCGGGGAUGAUGUCCACACCACAACUGUUUUAAAUGAGACUGGAAAGGAAAGCUAUUGAAGGAUUCUCUCAGGUAUCAACAAAAUAAAAUAAAAAAAAGACAAAAAAGAGAAAUAUAACAAACUUUUUUUUUUAAAUAAAUGUUGAAAAUGUCA